AGACGACCUAACCUUUGCCACGUAGUGAGCGUUCCGAGAUGGCUAGAAGUGCGGAAAACGCAAUAAUCUCCCCCGAUGACGAGGCAGACGAUAACGAGAAUCUGCCUAUGAAAGUCUACAAACCGAGCACCUGGACAUCGCAACCAGGUGCCAGUUUGACUAAAUAUGGACAAAGAGGACAGCCUGUUGCUGCACUCCUGCGAAAGCAACGGUACGAUACAGAACGGAGCUCUGCAGCACCAUACGUGGACCAUCCUCGGGGCCGUGGGAAAUACGACGUAGAUGUCCGUUUUACUGAAGAUGAAGAGGGAUUACACACAGCUACAGCCAUCCCGCAAAAGGAAUCAAAUGAAGAACUAAGCUCUGAAGCGCAAAACGCCGAUGGCCCUCCGAACAGUGGGAAUUAUGACGUAGAUGCAGGUCCGACUACAUAUGGACUGGGAGGGCAGCCCGCUACUACAGUACCCGAAAUGCGACUACGAAAUACAAAACGAAGCUCUCCAGCGCAACUCUCUGAUGGACCUCACAGCGGCAGGCGUUAUGACGUUGUCGAUGACGAGGCACCAUACGUGGACCGUCCGCGGGGCCGUGGGAAAUACGACGUAGAUGUCCGUUUUACUGAACAUGAAGAGGAAUUACACACAGCUACAGCCAUCCCGCGAAAGGAAUCAAAUGCGGAACUAAGCUCUGAAGCGCAAAACGCCGAUGGCCCUCCGAACAGUGGGAAUUAUAACUUAGAUGCAGGUCCGUCUACAUAUGGACUGGGAGGGCAGCCCGCUACAACAGUACCCGAAGUGCGACUACGAAAUACAAAACGAAGCUCUCCAGCGCAACUCUCUGGGCCUCACAGCAGCGGGAGAUAUGACGUUGUCGAUGACGAGACGCGAACGGUACAAGAUCAUGAAGUAUUUAGUGAUAUAAGCAGCACAGGCUUCACAUCACAUUAUAGAACGGCUCCAACGCCCUUAUAUUCUCCGAAAAAGAAGGCGUAUCUCUAUAUUCCCGAGACUGAACAACGUGGAGAACGUGGCGAUCUAUCUCAGUGGAGAAGGUUGUUGCUGAGUGUCUUGACUUCAGAAUAAAAUUGGCUGCA
Molecule: messenger RNA, 1093 nt
Organism: Dermacentor albipictus
Lineage: Eukaryota; Metazoa; Arthropoda; Arachnida; Ixodida; Ixodidae
Source: RefSeq, a predicted model, not a curated record